AUGGGAGAUGCCACCACCAUGGGAGGUGGUACCAUCAUCAUGGGAGGUGGCGCCAUCAUGGAAGGUGGAGCCACCAUGGGAGGUGGAAAAGCCCUGGGAGAUACCACCACCAUGGGAGGUGUCAUCAUCAUGGGAGGUGGAAAAGCCAUGGGUGGCACCAUCACCAUGGGAGGUGGCAUCAUGGGUGGUGGCACCAGUGUGGGAGGUGGAAAAGCCAUGGGAGAUGCCACCUUGGGUGGUGGCACCAUGGGAGAUGCCAAAGCCAUGGGAGGUGUCAUCAUCAUCAUGGGAGGUGGUAAAGCCUUGGGUGGUGGCACCAUUGGAGGUGGAAAAGCCAUGGGAGAUGGCACCAUGGGAGGUGGCACCAUUAUCAUGGGUGGUGCCAAAGCCAUGGGAGAUGCCACCACCAUGGGAGGCGUCAUCAUCAUCAUGGGAGGUGGAAAAGCCUUGGGAGAUGUCACCAUGGGUGGUGGCAUCAUCAUGGGAUGUGGUGCCACCAUGGGAGGUGGCACCAUCAUCAUGGGUGGUGGAAAAGCCAUGGGAGAUGCCACCGCCACAGGAGGUGGCACCGUGGGAGGUGGUGCCAUCAUGGGAGGUGGUAAAGCCAUGGGAGGUGGCACCAGCACGGUGGGUGAGAAAGCCUUGGGAGAUGCCACCACCAUGGGAGGUGGAAAAGCCACGGGAGAUGUCACCAUGGGAGAUGCCACCGUUGAGGGUGUCACUGUUGGAGAUGCCACCAUGGGAGAUGCCACCACGGGAAAUGCCACCAGCAUGGCAGGUGCCAUCACGGCAUGUCAUGACGCCAGAGGUGCCACCACUGUGGGAAACGUCCCUGUGGAUGAUGUCACCAUGGGAGGUGCCACCAUGGGAGAUGUCACUGAGGGAGAUGUCCUUGUGGGAGAUGCCACCACUGUUGGAGAUGUCACUGUUGGAGAUGCCAUUGCUGUUGGAGAUGUCCCCAUGGGAGGUGCCACCAUGGGAGGUGCCACCAUGAGAGUUUCUGCCACCAUGGGAGGUGCCACCACAGCUGGAGACGUCACCGUUGCAGGUGCCACCGUAGGAACCAAAGCCAUGGGAGAUGCCACCAUGGGAAAUGUCCCUGUUGGAGGUGCCACCACUGUUGGAGAUGUCCCUGUUGGAGAUGUCCCUGUGGGAGAUGCCACAUUGGGAACUGAAGCCAUGGGAGAUGCCACCACCAUGGGAGAUGUCACUGUGGGAGGUGCCACCACGGCUGGCGAUGUCACUCUUGCAGGUGCCACCAUGGGAACUGAAGCCAUGGGAGAUGCUACCACCGUGGGCGAUGUCCCCAUGGGAGAUGCCACCAUGGGUGAUGUCCCCAUAGGAACCGAAGCCAUAGGAGAUGCCACCACCGUGGGAGAUGUCACUGUGGGAGAUGCCACCACUGCUGGAGAUGUCCCUGUAGGAGAUGUCACUGUGGGAGGUGCCACCACUGCUGGAGAUGUCCCUGUAGGAGAUGUCACUGUGGGAGGUGCCACCACUGCUGGAGAUGUCCCUGUAGGAGAUGUCACUGUGGGAGGUGCCACCACUGCUGGAGAUGUCACUGCUGCAGGUGCCACCAUGGGAACCGAAGCCAUGGGAGAUGCCACCACCAUGGGAGAUGUCACUGUUGUAGGUGCCACCGUGGGAACCGAAGCCAUGGGAGAUGCCACCAUGGGAGAUGUCCCUGUUGGAGGUGCCACUGUGGAAACCGAAGCCAUGGGAGAUGCCGCCACUGUUGGAGAUGUCACUGCUGCAGGUGCCACCAUGGGAACCGAAGCCAUUUGA
Molecule: messenger RNA, 1785 nt
Organism: Taeniopygia guttata (zebra finch)
Lineage: Eukaryota; Metazoa; Chordata; Aves; Passeriformes; Estrildidae
Source: RefSeq, a predicted model, not a curated record